AUGGCCGGGGCCGCGAUGGCCGAGCGGGGCCGCGCGCCCCCCGCGCCCGGCACGGAGGGGCUGCCGCGCGCCUUCCUGCAGAGCCUGCGCACCCUCUUCGACAUCCUGGACGACCGGCGGCGCGGCUGCGUGCACCUGCGCGAGAUCGAGUCCCGCUGGCAGGGCGCCGACGCGCGCGAGCUGCCCCGCGGCGUGCUCGAGGGGCUGCGCCGGGCGGCCCCGGCCAGCGGCUACCUGACCUUCGAGCGCUUCGUGGCCGGCCUGCGCACCUCGCUGCCCAGCGCCGAGGCGGGCGCGGCCCCGCGGCUCCGGCCCGGCCGGGGACCGCCGCGCGCCGCGCCGCCGCCGCAGCGCCUGGUGUUCGCGCCGGCAGACGAGCCGCGGACUGUGCUGGAGAGGAAGGCCCUGCCCCUGGGCGCGCGCCCCCCGCCGACCGGCCCCGGCGGCGGCGCGGCCCGGAGCCCGGAGAAGCUGUGCAGCCCGGCCGAGGCGGAGCCCGAGCGGCCGCAGAGCUUGGCACUGGAGCGGAGCCCGAGCGCGGACGCUGGUGCAGUGGCCUGCAGUGCCGAGGAGACGGGCUGUGGGGAUGCCCGGCGGGCCCCCCGCGCCCGAGGGGAACGGCGGAGGCACACCAUCACCAACGGCGUGGACUGUGGCCUGCUGAAGCAGCUGAAGGAGCUGGAGCAGGAGAGGGAGGUGCUCCUGCAGGGCCUGGAGAUGAUGGCGCGCGGCCGGGACUGGUACCAGCAGCAGCUGCAGCGGGUGCAGGAGCGCCAGCGCCGCCUGGGCCAGAGCAGAGCCAGCGCCGACUUUGGAGCUGCAGGGAGCCCUCGCCCGCUGGGGCAGCUGCUGCCCAAGGUACAGGAGGUGGCCCAGUGUCUGGGGGAGCUGCUAGCUGCGGCCUGUGCCGGCCGGGCUCUCCCCACAUCGUCCUUGGGGCUCCCGUGCCCUGCCCUGGCCCCCGCCUCACCCCCGGCCUCCAGCUGGCAGCAGCAGACCAUCCUCAUGCUGAAGGAGCAGAACCGGCUCCUCACCCAGGAGGUGACCGACAAGAGCGAACGCAUCACCCAGCUGGAGCAGGAGAAGUCUGCCCUCAUCAAGCAGCUGUUCGAGGCCCGUGCCCUGAGCCAGCAGGGCGCUGGGCCUCUGGACUCCACCUUCAUCUAGUGGCGAGAGCAGACCCAGGCCCCUCUGGGCCCGGCGUGGCCCUGAGCCCAGCGGGCACCCCUUUGGCUCUAGCCUCUCUGGCUGAAGACCACCCUGCCAGCCUGGACACAGCUCUUGAACGGGUGCCCUGCCUCCCUCCGCCCUUGCCAUCUGGGCUACCCAAGGGCUGUCCCAGGCAGAUCCCCAGACUGGCCAGUGUGCCCAGAAUGACUUGGAUCUGGCCUCGGGUGCUGAGCUGUGUUGUUGGUGCUCUGUUGUGCUGGCACAGCCUGAUGCUGCUACGACCACUGUCAGUGGACAGUGGGGGACCCUCCUGGUGUUUGCCAGAUCUCAGGCAGCCCUGGGCAGGGAGGAGCUGUGGUAGCCCUGCACCCACGUGUGCAGCCAUCCUGUCCUGUGCUGCAGAGCGGGGCCUGGUCUCUAGUAAAAGGUACCGGCCACACCAGGCUGCACUUCCCAGGGCGGCCAGCAGAGGGCGUCGGGCAAACACAGUCCACCUGCCCCAGGGGAUGCCCCAGGCAUGGGGUGGUUGGGGCCACAGGUCCUGGGGAUGUUCUAGGGGACCUGGGGUACCCAGGCAGUCAAGGGGCCCAAGGGCAGCUUGACAGGGUGGCUGUUGCUCAGAUGGAGCAGAUGGGCCGGGGCACUGCCUCUCCUAGGGGGCUCUGUAUGUGCCCGCUGGGUGGGGGAGCCACAGAACUAGAGGCUGGGGACGGAGCACAGCGUCUGCCCCAGGGUGAUGUCCGCCGGCCCUGCCCAGGAAGGGGGAACAGAGAGCAACCCAGUGCCUCGCCUGGCUGUGGUGUCCCACGCAGGGUGAAAACAGCAGAUCCUCCAAGUUUGCAGCCUGAAAUCAGACCACCCGUGUGGCCCAGGAGACCUCAAGGGGGGAAUUUAAAGUGGUCCCAGACCGACUGGGCCCAGGCCACCUGCAGGAGCCAAUGCAGGUCCUCUCUGGAGCCCAGCCCUGGUGACCGUGGGGGGCAGGAAGGUCUCCCUGGAGGAGGCUGUUGGCCAUUGUGGCAUGUGGGCCGCAUCCCUGGCCUCUGUCCACUAGAUGGCAGUAGGGCGCGCCCAAGAGCACACACACAAACACACUCCGUCGUCCUGACCGCAGGAAAUGUCACAGGGUGUUGCCAUGUGUCCCUAAGGGGGUGAAAAUCACCCCUGGUGGAGACUCUGCUCUGAAGCAACAGUUUCACCAGGCCUGAGCGUUUCCCGCUGAUACAUGAGUUCCAAAGACAAUGAGCAUCAGUAAAAAAAAACUUGCAAACACAAGGAAAUGAAAUACCAUGAGAGCCAGUGGGAACAGCAGAUAGAAUCUGUAGUCACUCAGACACCGGAAUUAUCAGAGAGAAUAUAAACAAUGUUUUCUGUAUCUAAAGAAAUAAAAGAUUCUUGGAAAUAUGAACAAGGGAUAGUCUUUAUAGUC
This is a messenger RNA of Microcebus murinus (gray mouse lemur), 2599 nucleotides long. RefSeq names its product suppressor APC domain containing 2 (gene SAPCD2). The record is from RefSeq and is a predicted model, not a curated record. NCBI's taxonomy places the organism in Eukaryota, Metazoa, Chordata, Mammalia, Primates, Cheirogaleidae.